CCCAAAGUCACCGUAAUGCCCAAAAACCAGUCUUUCACAGGAGGGUCUGAGGUCUCCAUCAUGUGUUCUGCAACAGGUUAUCCGAAACCAAAGAUCUCCUGGACCAUUAAUGAUAUGUUUAUCGUGGGUUCACACAGGUAUAGGAUGACCUCAGAAGGUACCUUAUUUAUCAAAAAUGCAGUUCCCAAAGAUGCAGGGGUCUAUGGUUGCCUGGCAAGUAAUUCAGCUGGAACAGAUAAACAGACUUCUACCCUCAGAUACAUUGAAGCCCCAAAGUUGAUCGUAGUUCAGAGUGAGCUCUUGGUUGCCCUUGGGGAUACAACCGUUAUGGAAUGCAAAACCUCCGGUGUUCCUCCACCUCAAGUUAAAUGGUUUAAAGGAGAUCUUGAGUUGAGGUCCUCGGCAUUCCUCAUUAUUGACCCUCUCUUGGGACUUUUGAAGAUUCAAGAAACGCAAGAUCUGGAUGCUGGUGAUUAUACCUGUGUAGCCAUCAAUGAUGCUGGAAGAGCGACUGGCAAGAUAACCCUGGAUGUUGGCUACUUAUGGGCAAGUGAUAAAGGAACCUAUAUUUGUGAAGCAGAAAACCAGUUUGGAAAGAUCCAGUCAGAGACAACAAUAACAGUGACAGGACUCGCAUGUUUGGUCCAAAAUCCUUACAUCACGGUGCGCAGCGAUGGGAGCCUCCAUAUUGAAAGAGUUCAGCUUCAGGAUGGCGGCGAAUAUACUUGCGUGGCCAGUAAUGUUGCUGGAACCAGUAACAAAACCACCUCCGUUGUCGUGCAUGUUCUGCCAACCAUUCAGCACGGGCAGCAGAUACUCAGUACGAUUGAGGGCGUUCCAGUAACUUUACCAUGCAAAGCAAGUGGAGUGCCCAAGCCAUCUAUCGUCUGGUCCAAGAAAGGAGAGCUGAUUUCGACCAGCAGUGCUAAAUUUUCCGCAGGGGCUGAUGGAAGUCUGUAUGUGGUGUCCCCAGGAGGUGAAGAGAGUGGGGAGUAUGUCUGCACUGCCACCAACGCAGCUGGCUACGCCAAAAGGAAAGUGCAGCUGACGGUCUAUGUAAGGCCCAGAGUGUUUGGGGACCAACGAGGACUGUCCCAGGAUAAGCCUGUUGAGAUCUCCGUCCUUGCCGGGGAAGAGGUGACGCUUCCGUGUGAAGUGAAGAGCUCACCCCCACCCAUAAUUACCUGGGCCAAAGAAACCCAGCUCAUCUCUCCGUUCUCUCCAAGACACAUGUUCCUCCCUUCUGGUUCAAUGAAGAUCACUGAGACCCGGAUUUCAGAUAGUGGGAUGUAUCUUUGUGUUGCCACAAAUAUUGCUGGGAAUGUGACUCAGUCUGUUAAAUUAAAUGUCCAUGUUCCUGCAAAGAUUCAGCGUGGCCCUAAACAUAUGAAAGUCCAAGUUGGUCAAAGAGUGGAUAUUCCAUGUAAUGUUCAAGGGACACCUCUUCCUGUAAUCACCUGGUUUAAAGAUGGGAGCACCAUGCUGGCUGACGGAGUGCAGCAUAUCAGCAAUCCAGAUGGAACUUUAAGCAUCCGCCAAGCCAUGCCCUCAGACGCUGGCGUAUAUACAUGUGUUGCUACUAACAUAGCAGGCAGUGAUGAAACUGAGAUAACACUACAUGUCCAAGAACCACCUACAGUGGAAGAUCUAGAACCUCCCUAUAAUACUCCAUUCCAAGAAAGAGUGGUCAGUCAACGCAUUGCAUUUCCGUGUCCUGCAAAAGGUACUCCUAAACCAGCCAUCAAAUGGUUACACAAUGGUAGAGAGUUGACAGGCCGAGAGCCUGGUAUUUCUAUCUUGGAAGAUGGCACGUUGUUGGCUAUUGCCUCUGUUACACCGUAUGACAACGGGGAGUACAUCUGUGUGGCAGUCAACGAAGCUGGAACCACAGAAAGAAAAUAUAACCUCAGAGUCCAUGUUCCUCCAGUAAUUAAAGAUAAAGAACAAGUAACAAACGUGUCGGUGAUGGUAAAUCAGCUGACCAGUCUGUUUUGUGAAGUGGAAGGUACUCCAUCUCCCAUCAUUGCAUGGUAUAAAGAUGAUGUCCAGGUGACUGAAAGCAGUGCUAUUCAGAUCGUGAACAAUGGGAAGAUACUAAAGCUCUUCAAAGCCACUCCAGAGGAUGCGGGAAGAUAUUACUGCAAAGCAACUAACAUAGCAGGCGCUUCCCAGAAGUACUUUAACAUCGAUGUGCUAGUUCCACCUACCAUAAUAGGUGCCAACUCCCCAAAUGAAGUCUCAGUUGUCCUCAACCAUGACACCACCCUUGAAUGCCGAGCCAAAGGCACUCCCUUUCCUGUUAUUCAGUGGUUCAAAGAUGGCAAGCCUUUAUUUUUGGGAGAUCCUAAUAUUGAACUCCUAGAUAGAGGACAAGUUUUACAUCUAAAGAAUGCACGAAGAAGUGACAAGGGGCGCUAUCAAUGUACCGUGUCUAAUGCAGCUGGCAAACAAGCCAAGGAUAUAAAACUGACAAUCUAUAGUUUUUCAUUUUUGACCUGCCUGGCCCCUGUAGAUGAAGUUGUUGACCUGUUACUAGAAAGGUUCCUUGAUCAUAUAGCACAACGGCAAUCUAGAGCUCCAUCAGCUGCUACUGUGUGCUCGGAUGCGCUAGUGCCAGCUCUGGGUGAAGAGUGGUCCAUUUUAAAGUCCUUAGCGGCUUAUCUCCGAAGUUGCCGGUGCUGGGGCGCUUAUGGCAAGCUCCGGACAGUCCAAAAAGCUAAGUCAGUGCGGAUCGGAUCCGCGAAGGCAGACCUGGCGACUUCUCCACAUACUUGGGGACUUGUCCACGUACCUGGCGACUUCUCCGCCUACCCUCAGAAGCGGGAACAGGUACGGGCGCUUCACCCUCCUCGCAAGAGGGCAAAGCCCCCGGUGGCUUCUUCGACCCCCAAGCAGUAUACUGAUAAAGGGCAAUUUCUUCAUAUUCCUCGAGCACAAGUCUCUGAUUCAGCAACAUACACGUGUCAUGUAACCAAUGUUGCUGGGACUGCUGAAAAGUCAUUCCAUGUGGAAGUCUAUGUUCCCCCAAUGAUUGAAGAUGACUUGGCCACACCUUUGAAUAAGCAAGUAGUUAUUAACCAUUCACUGACACUGGAGUGCAAAGCUGCCGGCAACCCGCCUCCAAAUCUCACCUGGUUGAAAGACAGUGUACCUGUGAUGACCAGUGACAACAUCCGCAUAGAAGCUGGUGGGAAGAAACUCGAGAUUAUGAGUGCCCAAGAAGUAGAUCGGGGGCAGUAUAUAUGUGUGGCUACCAGUGUGGCAGGAGAAAAGGAAAUCAAAUAUGAAGUUGAUGUCUUGGUGCCACCAGCCAUAGAAGGAGGAGAUGAAACAUCGUACUUCAUCGUGAUGGUUAAUAACUUACUGGAGCUAGAUUGUCAAGUGACAGGCUCUCCCCCACCAACUAUCAUGUGGCUGAAGGAUGGCCAGCUAAUUGAUGAAAGGGAUGGAUUCAAGAUUUUACUAAAUGGGCACAAACUAAUUAUUGCUCAGGCUCAAGUGUCAGACACAGGCCUUUAUCGGUGUGUGGCAACAAACACUGCUGGGGACCACAAGAAGGAAUUUGAAGUGACUGUUCAUGUUCCUCCAACAAUCAAGUCCUCAGGCCUUCCUGAGAGAGCUGUGGUGAAAUAUAAGCCUGUCACUUUGCAGUGCAUAGCCAGUGGCAUUCCAGAUCCAUCCAUUACAUGGUUAAAAGAUGACCAACCUGUGAACACUGCCCAAGGAAACCUCAAAAUACAGUCUUCUGGUCGAGUUCUACAAAUUGCCAAAGCCCUGUUAGAAGAUGCUGGCAGAUAUACAUGUGUGGCUACCAAUGCAGCUGGAGAAACACAGCAGCACAUUCAACUGCACGUGCACGAACCGCCCCGUCUGGAAGACGCAGGGAAGGUGCUGAAUGAGACCGUGGUGGAAAACAGCCCCGUACAGCUCGAGUGCAAGGCGGCUGGGAACCCUCCGCCUGUUAUUACAUGGUACAAAGAGAAUCGUCCACUGUCAGCUUCCGCCAGCAUGAGUUUCUUGAACAGAGGGCAGAUCCUUGCUAUAGAAAGUGCCCAAGUAUCAGAUGCUGGCCUGUAUAAGUGUGUGGCCAUUAACUCAGCUGGAGCGACAGAGUUGUUUUACAGUCUGCAAGUUCAUGUGCCCCCAUCAAUUUCUGGCAGCAGUGACAUGGUGGCCGUGGUGGUUAAUAAUCUGGUGAGGUUAGAAUGUGAAGCCAGAGGCCUCCCUGCCCCAAGUCUGACCUGGUUGAAAGAUGGGAGCCCUGUCUCUAGCUUUGCUAAUGGAAUACAGGUUCUCUCUGGGGGUCGCAUCCUAGCGUUGACCAGUGCACAAAUCAGUGACACGGGAACAUACACCUGCGUGGCAGUGAACGCUGCUGGGGAGAAACAAAGGGACAUCGACCUCAGAGUGUAUGCUCCACCAAAUAUUAUGGGAGAAGAACAAAACGUCUCUGUCGUCAUUGGCCAGGCUGUGGAGUUACUAUGUCAGAGUGAUGCUAUUCCCACACCUACUCUUACUUGGUUAAAAGAUGGCCGCCACCUGCUGAAGAAACCAAGCCUCAGUAUCUCUGAAAAUGGAAGUGUGUUAAAGCCUCUUGGUAAAGGAAGGCUAUUACUGGUAAACAAAGAGAAUCUUGAGAAAUGGAAGGUGGAUGUUGGUAUACAGGAAGUUCGACCAACCAUAACCAACAGUGGCAGCCACCCUACUGAAAUUAUUGUGAUUCGAGGCAAGAGUAUUUCCUUGGAGUGUGAGGUGCAGGGUAUUCCUCAACCAACAGUCACCUGGAUGAAAGAUGGCCGCCCCUUGACCAAGGCAAGAGGAGUGGAAAUAUUGGAUGAAGGUCGCAUCCUUCAGCUGAAGAACAUUCAUGUAUCUGACACAGGCCGUUAUGUGUGUGUUGCUGUAAAUGUAGCAGGAAUGACUGACAGAAAAUAUGACUUAAGUGUACAUGCCCCUCCAAGCAUCACAGGAAACCAUGGGGCACCUGAAAAUAUCAGUGUGGUGGAAAAGAACUCUGUGUCCUUGACUUGUGAAGCUUCGGGAAUUCCCCUGCCUUCAAUAACCUGGCUUAAAGAUGGGUGGCCUGUCAGCCUUAGCAGUUCUGUGAGGGUUCUCUCAGUGCCUCCUCAUAUUGUGGGUGAAAAUACUUUGGAAGAUGUGAAGGUAAAAGAGAAACAGAGUGUCAUGCUGACUUGUGAAGUGACAGGGAAUCCAGUACCAAAAAUCACCUGGCACAAAGAUGGACAGCUUGUUCAAGAAGAUGAAGCCCAUCACAUUGCGUCUGGUGGCCAUUUUCUUCAAAUUACCAACGCCCAAGUGUCAGACACUGGAAGAUAUACAUGCUUGGCUUCUAAUACAGCUGGAGACAAGAGCAAAAGUUUCAGUCUUAACGUGUUUGUAUCUCCUACAAUUGCUGGUGUAGGUAGUGACGGCAGCCAUGAAGAUGUCACUGUUAUCCUGAACAACCCCACCUCUUUGGUGUGUGAAGCUUAUUCAUAUCCUCCAGCUACCAUCACCUGGUUUAAGGAUGGAGCUCCUUUAGAAUCUAACCAAAAUAUUCGUAUUCUUCCAGGAGGUAGGACACUGCAGAUCCUCAAUGCACAGGAGGACAAUGCUGGAAGAUACUCUUGUGUAGCCACUAAUGAGGCUGGGGAAAUGAUAAAGCACUAUGAAGUGAAGGUCUACAUUCCACCCAUAAUCAAUAAAGGGGACCUUUUUGGGCCAGGCCUUUCCCCUAAAGAAGUGAAAAUCAAAGUAAACAACACUUUGACCUUGGAAUGUGAAGCUUAUGCAAUUCCUUCCGCCUCCCUCAGCUGGUACAAGGAUGGACAGCCCCUUAAAUCAGAUGAUCAUGUUAAUAUCGCUGUGAAUGGACACACACUUCAAAUAAAGGAGACUCAAAUAUCAGAUACCGGGCGAUAUACUUGUGUAGCAUCUAACAUUGCAGGUGAAGAUGAAUUGGAUUUUGAUGUGAAUAUACAAGUUCCUCCAAGUUUUCAGAAACUCUGGGAAAUAGGAAACAUGCUAGAUACUGGCAGGAGUGGUGAAGCCAAAGAUGUGAUCAUCAACAAUCCCAUUUCUCUUUACUGUGAGACAAAUGCUGCUCCUCCUCCUACACUGACGUGGUACAAAGAUGGCCAUCCUCUGACCUCGAGUGAUAAAGUAUUGAUUUUGCCAGGAGGGCGAGUGUUGCAGAUCCCCCGGGCUAAGGUAGAAGAUGCUGGGAGGUAUACAUGUGUGGCUGCGAACGAGGCUGGAGAAGAUUCCCUGCAGUAUGACGUCCGUGUACUCUUGCCACCAAUUAUCAAGGGAGCAAAUAGUGACCUCCCCGAAGAGGUCACUGUGCUCGUGAACAAGAGCACACGGAUGGAGUGUUUAUCCAGCGGCAGCCCGGCACCAAGGAACUCCUGGCAGAAAGAUGGACAGCCCUUGCUAGAAGACGACCAUCAUAAAUUUCUAUCUAAUGGAAGAAUUCUGCAGAUUCUGAAUACUCAAAUAAUAGAUAUCGGCAGGUAUGUGUGUGUGGCUGAGAACACAGCUGGAAGUGCCAAAAAAUAUUUUAACCUCAAUGUUCAUGUUCCUCCAAGUGUCGUUGGUCCUAACCCUGAAAAUCUUACUGUUGUGGUGAACAAUUUCAUCUCUUUGACCUGCGAGGUCUCUGGUUUUCCACCCCCUGAUCUCAGCUGGCUGAAGAAUGAACAGCCUAUCAAGCUAAACACAAAUGCUCUUAUUGUUCCUGGUGGUCGAACUCUACAAAUUCUCCGGGCUAAGGUAUCUGAUGGUGGUGAAUACACUUGUAUAGCUAUCAACCAAGCUGGUGAAAGCAAGAAAAAGGUUUCCCUGACAGUUUAUGUGCCCCCGAGCAUUAAAGAUCAUGGCAGUGAAUCUCUUUCUGUAGUUAACGUAAGAGAGGGAACUUCAGUGUCAUUGGAGUGCGAGUCAAACGCUGUCCCACCUCCAGUCGUCACUUGGUAUAAGAAUGGGCGAAUGAUAGCAGAGUCUACUCACUUGGAGAUUUUAGCUGAUGGACAAAUGCUGCACAUCCAGAAAGCUGAGGUAUCUGACACAGGCCAGUAUGUAUGUAGAGCUAUAAAUGUAGCAGGACGGGAUGAUAAAAAUUUCCACCUCAAUGUAUAUGUGCCACCCAGUAUUGAAGGGCCUGAAAAAGAAGUGGUUGUGGAGACUGUCAGCAAUCCUGUGACCUUAACAUGUGAUGCCACCGGGAUCCCCCCUCCCACGGUAGCAUGGUUAAAGAACCACAAGCCUAUAGAAAAUUCUGACUCACUUGAAGUUCAUAUUUUGUCUGGAGGUAGUAAACUCCAAAUCGCCCGGUCUCAGCGUUCAGACAGUGGCAACUAUACAUGCAUUGCAUCCAAUAUGGAAGGAAAAGCACAGAAAAAUUACAUUCUUUCAAUUCAAG
Messenger RNA from Propithecus coquereli (Coquerel's sifaka), 7420 nucleotides. Its product is annotated as hemicentin-1-like. NCBI's taxonomy places the organism in Eukaryota, Metazoa, Chordata, Mammalia, Primates, Indriidae. Gene Ontology annotation, biological process: homophilic cell-cell adhesion; synapse organization. The transcript is spliced from 50 exons. The record is from RefSeq and is a predicted model, not a curated record. The annotation marks the transcript as partial. Gene Ontology annotation, cellular component: neuronal cell body; plasma membrane; axon. Gene Ontology annotation, molecular function: axon guidance receptor activity.